AAAGCCCACAGCCACCUAAUUACAGUGAUUUAGGGUUUACACAGAGAGAGAGAGAGAGAGAGAGAGAGAGAUGGGAGGUAAAGGAAGGAGACGAAGAGAGAAGAACUACAAUGCAGCGCACGGAGGCUACACAAGGCUGCCGCCACCACCUGAUUAUUCCCAAGCCGACGCUUUGCCCUCUAAACUUCGCAAACUCCUGGCCUUCACUAAAUCUCAUGACCCUCAAGACUCUUCUUUCAAGGUCGUAAAAGCUGCUGAACGAAAAAAGAGGGAAAAUGGAGUUGAUGCUGCUGAACCAAAACCCACGGAUGAAGUGGACUUCGAGACUGGUUUUGAAGAUGAGGGUGAUGCUGAGAAUUUGGAACCUCAACAUACAGAUGAGAAGAGAAAGAAGAAAAGAAAGAGAAAGCAAGUGCAUGACCUUCGGUUUGAAACAGAAGCAUCGAAGCAAUCAGAAACUCGUCUAAAAAGAAAGGAGCGCAAGAAAAAGUACUUGGAAGCAAAGAAAAACAAAAAGAAAAAGGGCAAGAAAGAAGAUAAUAUAGACUUUCCUGGAUGCGAGGAAAUCAAAUUUGGAGACGUGGUUCAAGCUCCUCCAAAGUUGAUUGUGCCUAAGGCAUUGAAGAAUGUACAAGAUGCUUCUAAGGAGAGGGUUCGAGUCAAGGCAAUCGAGGCGUAUAGGCAACGGAAAGGAUGGAAUGCAAGGCCAGGGAUUCAGCUUCCUCCUCCUGUGACUUCAACAGCAUUGUAAUUGGUGAAACCAUUAUGCAUACUAAUUCUUUUGCCUCUCUUUCUACUUGCCUGGUAGAUACAUGUCUUGAAGUUUGUGACUAUAUCAAGGGGUACUUUGCCUCUGCAAUUUUGUAAUUUAUGCAGCGAGUUCAUUUGCUACAGUCUAGCAAUUUGUAAGUGCUGGUUACAUUUGUAAUGUAUGGAAAGAGGAUGGAGUAUUUUUGUUGUUGAUAUCUU
Molecule: messenger RNA, 969 nt
Organism: Prunus avium (sweet cherry)
Lineage: Eukaryota; Viridiplantae; Streptophyta; Magnoliopsida; Rosales; Rosaceae
Product: coiled-coil protein
Source: RefSeq, a predicted model, not a curated record